Bolinopsis microptera is the source of this 463-nucleotide messenger RNA. RefSeq lists its product as uncharacterized. NCBI's taxonomy places the organism in Eukaryota, Metazoa, Ctenophora, Tentaculata, Lobata, Bolinopsidae. The record is from RefSeq and is a predicted model, not a curated record. The coding region runs from base 23 to 376 and encodes 117 amino acids. The transcript is spliced from 5 exons.
ACAAAUAAUUUGAGUUAAAAUCAUGGGAGGACAUGGAUUACCGAUGCCAAAGGGGCCAAUGAAUAUUGAUCCUCUGAUGUGGACAAAAGGACUCAGCAGAUUCACUAAACACGCUCUCAAGCACGAUAAAGGGCUCUGGAUGAUCGUUGCUCCCACUAUCGCCUGCUUCGCCUACGCUUUUGGUAUGAUCGGCAAGAAGAUCCUCAACGAUCCUAACAUCAUCAUUCCUCUUCCCUGGGUGGAUCCCCAACGUUAUGAGAACAACUUCGACAGGGACGCCACUAAAAUGCUCAUGCCUUGGAACGUGACCCCCACAAUGAGAGACGGAUUUAAGGAUCGUUACAAGAACCUCAAGCGCCCAGAAGAUAUCGAAUAAAGAUAAAACUAUUGUCAUUGAGACUACAUGGAUUGUUAAUAGGAGUCAGGAGUUGAUCAUUUAAAUUAUUUUGUACAUUGUGUUCAC